Molecule: messenger RNA, 1008 nt
Organism: Suillus discolor
Lineage: Eukaryota; Fungi; Basidiomycota; Agaricomycetes; Boletales; Suillaceae
Exons: 7
Coding region: 1-1008 (335 amino acids)
Source: RefSeq, a predicted model, not a curated record
AUGGCACGCGACCUGAAGAUCAACAUACGCAAACGCACGAUUGGUAGUUUUUUCGAGUGGGAUAAACUGGAUAGGGCAGUUGGCGGUGCUCAACAAGCUUUGGGUACUAAGCUUCAUCAGCAAACUCGUAAAGCAAUAGCCAAGAGACAGCCAGCCCUGAUGACUGCCAUUCGUAAGUUUAACUCUUAUUGUGAGCACCUAGAAAGUCUCUACGACCCUUCAUGGGGGAUACCACUCCCAAUGGCUCUUCCAACUAAACUAACCCUAAUGGAGGAUGUCUGGAUUACACCAUCUGCAGGAGACAUACCACGCUGGUUAGAUGAUUCGGAUGUGAGAGGUGGAAUCCGUGCCCUCCUCAAGCACGAUCAAUGUCAAGAGGAACAGCAACAUCUCAGUAUUGAAGCUGAAAACUUGUGCCACUAUUUUGGAGAUGAGCUCUGUGCUUUAGAACUUGCACUUUCUUCUGAUACGACCAGUGCCAAGGAAGCUGCAGACCUCGCAAAGACACUUACGCGAGGUGCAACUGGAGCUAACCUUAGUUGGAUAAAUCAUCCUCUCACAUUGGAAAUUGAUUAUGAAGAAGACGACAUUCCAGACUUUGAAGCAGGGCCAUCAGAUGUCGACGCACAUCAAAUUGCAUUUGUUGACUUCCUUGAAGAAGAUUCUGUUGCUAAUGAGGAUAUAGAAGACAUUGCCGAAGUGGGAAAAGCUAGCAUUACCAUCUGUUGGGUGGUUCCUGAGUACCUGGAUAUCUCCUUCCUCGGUUCCCCUACUGCACGUCUCAAUGAUGUAUGCAUCAAUGGUUGUGCAAUACUACUGCAUGAUGCACACAUGUCCACCCCUGUGGCACAGCACAUCGCCAUUCUGUCUACUCACAACCUCCCACUAUGGAUAUUGCCCAUUCAUCGGCCAGCUCCUGUUGGUCACUGGGUACUCUGUAUUAUUUACCGAUCCUCUAAGGAAUUCCAUCUAUUUGACAGUUUUGCUGAAGAGCGCUGUAAAGAGUAG